AUGCUGUCCAGCCCCAUAAGUCCCAACACCCCUUUCUCGGUCAAAGACAUUUUAAAGCUGAAACAGCAAAGCAGCUUCGCCUCACCAAGACUGCUGCGAGAGACCCCCGGCCUCCCGUUCGCACCCCCGGCUUUUAUGCAUAAAGACCCACCGGUUGCCUUCAGCCCCUUCGAAAGGAGAGAGGAUUAUCGGCGAGGGAAAGGGGGCACCGAGGAAGAGGAGCCCCAGAGGGACGGAGAUGCGCGCCUAACAGACGCGCAACAUAAUCAGCGAACGGGCCGUGAAGCCAUUCGCUCUCUGGCCCGUUCCCAAAUGAGGCGUGAUUUGGACCUCCCUGACUGCCCCAGGCCAAGGCAGCACAGGAAGCCCCGGGUUUUGUUUUCCCAGGUGCAGGUAUUUGAGCUAGAGAGACACUUCAAGCAGCAGAAGUACUUGUCUGCCCCUGAGAGGGACCAUCUGGCCAGCCUCUUGAAACUCACCUCCACCCAAGUCAAGAUCUGGUUCCAAAACAGGAGGUACAAAAGCAAGAGGCAGUGCCAGGAUAACACCUGGAAGCUCUCGGCUCCUCCUCUUUCUCAUUCCCUCCCACCCCGAAAGGUGGCUGUCCCUGUCCUGGUAAGGGAUGGCAGGCCAUGCCUUGGGGAUUGCCAGGCUUACUCAGCCCCAUCCAGCCUGGCAGUCAGCCCUUAUGCCAGCUACCUCAGUGCCUGCAGCAAUUUGCCCUGCAGUGCUAACUACAGCUGUAGUUACCCCAUGGGAUCCUCUUUGCUGUGA
Messenger RNA from Eublepharis macularius, 774 nucleotides. RefSeq names its product NK2 homeobox 6 (gene NKX2-6). Gene Ontology annotation, cellular component: nucleus. The record is from RefSeq and is a predicted model, not a curated record. Gene Ontology annotation, molecular function: RNA polymerase II cis-regulatory region sequence-specific DNA binding; DNA-binding transcription factor activity, RNA polymerase II-specific. Gene Ontology annotation, biological process: regulation of transcription by RNA polymerase II; cell differentiation. The coding region runs from base 1 to 774 and encodes 257 amino acids. The transcript is spliced from 3 exons. NCBI's taxonomy places the organism in Eukaryota, Metazoa, Chordata, Lepidosauria, Squamata, Eublepharidae.